CGACUUCAAAGUCGACGUGCUCAUUUAUUUCAACGAACAUCCAUAUCCCACCACAUCACACGUUUGAUCGCGCACUACCUCUCGAGAGCCUGUCAAGGCACCUUCAUCUUGGUAGAUUGCGCGCAUACUCCUCAAUUCUAUGGGGUUUUAACAAACCUCGUCGCCGCUAACCCAGGCUUCCAGCCCAUCCAGGCGAACACCACCACAUCCAUCCCCCACGCCGUCACGGCUGCCGAUAGCUAUCGCCCUCUUCCCUCCCCUUCCCUCCCCUUGCUUCUCCGGCGAUGCGGCCGCCAUCUCACAACCUCGUGUAGGCGAGCCACUAGAGCGUCGGACAGCGCUUUCAAAGUGUUACCGCCCGUGAACUCCGAUAACUAGACUUAAUCACACUUUACUGGACCCCCGCUCGAUCGAGCUGCGUGCCGCUCACUAUGGAUGACCAUCCGCAGUUUCCUUCAGCCGAGGCCGCCAGCGCCCCCAAAAUCGCAGACACUACCGACACCACGAGCCCUGCCAUCAAGGAAGAAGCCAUGGAUGACCAGAACCCCUCCUCUUUUGAGGACAUCGACUGGGCCGAGCAGGAGCGCAAGGAUGAAGAGGACAUGAGGAUGAUGUUCAACGACGACCCCAGAACCUCGCAGGCCAACGGCCUCGACCUACACACCUUCGGCGACAAGAUCAUUGACCAAACCGACAAAGCCGACGAUGCCGUCGAUUUCGAGGAUUUGAGCGACGAUGAUCUUGCCAGUGAUGCCGGUUCUACUGAUGCCCUCCCCGACACCGGUGCCUCCCAUGUUCCCGGCCUGACAGAAGAUGACGGCACGAGCCACGAUACUGAUCACCUCGAUGAUUUAUUUGGUGGCGGCCUCGAAGGUGAUAAUGACUAUCUUCCCUCAUCCCCUCCACCGGAGGAUACCGCUGCGACCACUACUAUUGCUAUAGCCAAUGAUGAGGAUAUAACUGCUAUUGAUGCUGCGUCCGAAAAACAGCCGACUGCCAACGUACCCCCCGAUGAGCAGGAUGAGGCAGCGAACGAGGCCAAGAACGAGAACGAUGCGACACGCGAGGUGACAGACGAGGCUUGGCAGAACAUGAGCUUCGAGGAGCGCUGGAGACUCAACUUCCCUCAAUACAGCGUAUCCAUUGAUAAAUGGAUUGGCCAGACCGAUGAAGGGAUGCAGAAGCCUUUGCAGAGCGCUGAGGAUCUGGUACGCGAGAAGUUUCCCUACUUCACCGAACACAAGAUCCUCCAUUUCAAUAAACUGCUGCCCGAAUGGCCCGCAGAGUUUCAGUACAAGGAGCCGGCGAAUAAGGACAGGGACCCUCCGGAAUUCGUGCCCACCAAGUUAGAACUGGAACUCGAUGCCGAUUGUUCCAAGCUCUUCCGCAUUCCCGACAAUGCUAUAACCAUAGCCAACCAACGGACCACAUAUCACGACGCAGACGACUGGGCGAACCGCUUUGGCGGUGCGGUUCUGCUUAAUCCAGAGGAUGACUUUUCUGAAUCAGACGAUGAUGAACUUGUGGGGGGAUUCAGCCUCGACGAGAUUUCGACCAUAUGUCAAGACUGGUGCUCUCUCGGCGAUCAGCAGCUACUGCCAAAAGAACGUCUUAUUGCUUCACACGGCGAUGGCGUCGAUGAGGAGAUGGAUGACUGGGAUCGAGAGUUCCUUCAGUCACAACCCAAGGCAAAACGGCCAAAGUACGAACCUGGUCUUCCAGACAUAUCAACUUACGAGACCUGGGGCAUUGAUGAUUUCGAGGAGGCUACGCGGCGAUCCAGCAAGCGUGUGCGCUUAGAUCCUAGUGAUCCAUAUCUAUUACUGGAAGACAUACAGUCGGCACGGCCUUCAAAACGCCAGAAAUUAGAAGAGAAGACGAAGCGCAUGGCGAGUGGACAGCUUCGGAGAGAUGUUAUGCGUCAUUUCAACAUCUCCAACGAUGAUGCGUAUGACGCUUUGAAGAACAAUCACAAGAACAAAGUCCGAGCCACGCUAUCGAGUGUCGGUGUUGAACAUAGUUUGCCAGCUUUGAAACUCACGUUCCCCUUCUAUCGCACCAAGUUAGAGGGGCAACCUUGGGAAUUCCAUCGCAAGAAGUUCGACAUAGACAGGAUCGUGAAACACAAUAUUGGUGUCAGAAAACCCGGAAAGGUCAGGAGAAAGGACAUCAAAGGGCGGAGUACGCAAGAGAUAUUCAAGACUACCAAAGAUCUCAGUCUAAAUGAUAACUCCACUGCUGUACUCUUCGAAUACAGCGAACAGUUCCCCACCGUGCUAUCUAACUUUGGUAUGGGUAACCGUGUCAUUAACUACUACCGCCGCAAAGAACGUGGCGACGAUGAAAAGAUACCCAAGCUUGAUAUUGGCGAGACACACCCCCUACUUCCCGAAGACAGAUCGCCAUUCAGUAUUUUUGGUACUGUUGACCCUGGCGAGGUUGUCCCAACUCUCCACAACGAGAUGUACCGUGCACCAAUUUUCAAGCACGAGCCGCGUCCAAAUGAUUUCCUUUUGGGCUACACCACGAAUGCCUCAGAGGGCCCAAGGUGGUUCCUACGCAACAUCGACCAUGUAUACACUGUGGGCCAAGCCUUCCCUUCGAUGGAGAUACCUGGACCUCAUGCCAGGAAAGUCACCAACACAUCAAAGAAUAGAUUGAAAAUGGUUGCAUUCCGAAUGAUGAAGCAGAAAGAGACACAGGAUGUAUCAUUGAAGGAGAUCACGCCACACGUGUUCGAGAAAGAAGACCCGCAAAACAGGCAGAAGCUGAAGGAGUUCCUUGAUUACAGCAAGGAGACGAAGACCUGGCAUCUCAAGGAGAACGAGUCCAUGAUGGACGAGUCUGCUAUUCGUGCCAUGAUCAAGCCCGAGGAUGUAUGCCUAGUGGAAGCCAUGCAAGUCGGUCAACAGCUAAUGGAAAAUGCUGGCUUUGAUCCCAAGGAUAAAGACGAUAACGAAGACGGAGUGGACGAACCCCUUGUUGUUCAGUUGGCGCCCUGGCGAAUCUCCAAGAACUUUCUUGAUGCGAGCGCGGGCAAGGCCAUGGUUGCCCUGCAUGGUGAGGGCGACCCUACGGGUCAUGGCUUAGGCUUCAGUUUCAUCAAAACGUCUAUGAAGGGUGGCUACAUCAAUGCCGUACAAGGCCCGCUGGCUACAUCGGCAGACGCCAUUGAGCGCGAGCGCAAGGCCAACGGUGGACAUUCGUACAAUGUCAAGAAACAACAGGACAUGUACAACGCCGCCAUCCGGGAGAUCUGGGAGCGACAGAAAACCACGCUUAAUGAAAACACUACACACGAGGAUUCCGAUGUUCUUGAUACAGCUAACGAGGACGAUCGCUUCAACCAGAGACACGCCGAUGCCACGCCUGCACCUGUAGAUGAUGGAAGAAGCCAGUUCAGUCGUUUCAGUGCGGCCAGUCGCAGCGGCAAACGUAAAUUGAAAAUCACGAGGAAGAAGAGGAAUAGCGCGGGUGAGAUGGUUACAGAGACUGUCGUGCUAGAUGAUCCUCUCGUCAUACGCAACUACAUGAAACAGAGAGCCGUCCUUACCGAAAAAGACAGAGAUGUCUAUAGCAUCAUCCCGACUGCGGAUGCCGAUGACAACCGCGACAAGGUGAAGCUUGUUGAGAAAGAAUUGUCACGCCUACUUAAGAACCAAGAUCGACGUCAAGUGCGCGAAAAGCAAGGCAAGGGCAAGAAGAAGGGCGCGAGCGCGAAUGCAAGCGCUAUUAACGCUGCAUCUCCUGAUGCCUCUGGCGAUAAGGCGUCAGGAGGCACAACCCGGAAAUGCGCUAACUGCGGGCAAGUGGGACAUAUCAAGACAAACAAAAGUAAAUGCCCACUUCUUAACGGUACCAUCACCACGGUUAAUCAAGGCGGUGAUCACGGCGGGUUUGGAUCAUUUAGUGCAUGAGUCUUGGCAGCAUUUAAUCAUGCCAUGGAUAUAAGGGGCGAGGCAAAGGGACGAACGGGCGUCGGCCAACCGACAUGUAGACAGAGAGGUAUACUCUCGCUUCAUAGGCACCCCCGUACUAUGUGUAGAAAUACAUAUGCAUAGAUAGCCUAUAGGCUACACCCUUUCGUCUGGACUUCGUAGAGGAUAGGGAAAAUAAUGUUAUUAAUUGCAAAUAUUCUUGUGGCCUUCGUGCCCUAU
This is a messenger RNA of Xylaria bambusicola, 4157 nucleotides long. RefSeq lists its product as uncharacterized. Gene Ontology annotation, biological process: RNA polymerase II preinitiation complex assembly; transcription by RNA polymerase II. The transcript is spliced from 4 exons. Gene Ontology annotation, cellular component: transcription factor TFIID complex. Gene Ontology annotation, molecular function: RNA polymerase II general transcription initiation factor binding; RNA polymerase II general transcription initiation factor activity; TBP-class protein binding. The record is from RefSeq and is a predicted model, not a curated record. Bases 432 to 3917 code for a protein of 1161 amino acids. Lineage: Eukaryota; Fungi; Ascomycota; Sordariomycetes; Xylariales; Xylariaceae.